Messenger RNA from Aegilops tauschii subsp. strangulata, 756 nucleotides. The record is from RefSeq and is a predicted model, not a curated record. NCBI's taxonomy places the organism in Eukaryota, Viridiplantae, Streptophyta, Magnoliopsida, Poales, Poaceae.
AUGGCGGGACGUGGUGUGGCGGGGAAGAGACCGGCCGAGCCCCCUGGGGCGGGCCGCGCUGGGACAGCGCCGGGCGGUGGCCGUGGUGCGGGGAAGAGACCGGCCGAGCCCCCUGGGGCGGGCCGCGCUGGGACAGCGCCGGGCGGUGGCCGUGGUGCGGGGACUUCGGCUAUGCCGCCGCCAUCUGCUGUCUCCGGUCGUGGAGCUGGCCGGGGCGCGGUGCCCCCCGUGCCGCAGGUGGGAGGACGCGGCGGAACGUUGCCGGGUGCGGCCGUGGGGCGUGGUGCCACGGCGUCUGUUGGCGCUCGCGUACCGGUGAUUGCGGCCUCGGGUUUGGCGCCUAGUCGUGGUGGGCAGACUGGUGGUGCUGCUGGUAGGGGCGGCACGGCGCCUAAGCCGCCAACGACGGGGGCGCCGGGGUCUGUGGGACUUCUGCCUAGGCAAGCACCGCCACCCCACUUCGUCACCAAACCUGUGGCUGGUGCUAAUUCCGCGCCUCGGGGACAAUGGGGAGACGAUGGAUUCGACGCCUAUGGGGCAGGUGUGCACCGUGGCUCGUCGUCGACGGGCGGUGGCCGAGGUUACGCUUGGCAGAGCGACCGUUCCUGGGUCCCCAGGGUGGCUUUGUUGAGGGUGCUUCUGGUCCGGAUUCUAGACAGCGUGGUGGCUUCCGUGGGCAUCGUGGUGGUCGGGGCGGGCGAGGGGGCCGGUACCGUCCACGUCCGCCGCCACCACCGGUUGUUGUCGAGCAGAUGA